Molecule: messenger RNA, 666 nt
Organism: Penaeus monodon (black tiger shrimp)
Lineage: Eukaryota; Metazoa; Arthropoda; Malacostraca; Decapoda; Penaeidae
Exons: 1
Coding region: 1-666 (221 amino acids)
Molecular function (GO): nucleic acid binding
Source: RefSeq, a predicted model, not a curated record
AUGGUGGAGAGGUCAAAUAAGGUUGUCAAAGAGGCAUUAGCAACUCUAACUGAGCGACAUCCAUUAGAGUGGCAUCAGUAUGUCCCUCAGGUUCGAUUAGCAUUGAACAGUGCUUUCCAUCGCUCGGUAGGUGAUCAGCCACUUUAUCUUCUCAUGGGUCAUCACGGUCAUUUCCCUGUAGGUCUCUCUAAUGACGUAACAUUUGCAACAGAUGCUGCAAAGGAGUUUCAUGAUUCUUUGCAGGAAGCGCGUUACAUUGCAAUCGAAACGUCGCGUCGGGCUCGGGAAACAUGGGCUAGAAAUUACAAUAAACGAGGUAGAAAAGCUCCUGAAAUGGUUGUGGGUUCACUGAUACUUUUCAGAAAUUUUCGCAGGCUUACUGGUCCUCGUAGAACUUUAGGUUCCCGCUGGGAUGGGCCAGCUCGCAUAAUGAAGCGUGUUGGGCCUGUAACUUACAUCACUCAGGAUGUAGAACCACCUUACAAAGAACGUAGAUUACAUGUUAAUCAGAUAAAACCUUUCAGGACACUUGAUGAACUAGCGUUCGUGAGUCCACCCGACCCACAGUCUGACCCAUCUGUUGACUGUCAGCAGCUAAAUCAUGAGGAGGAUGCUGAUAUAGAUCCUCGGGAAGUACUGCUUCUAUCCUCUGUACGCCCUUGCUGA